CGUCUCUUUCCGCAAUUUAUCUCACAUCAGGUUUGAGGGGAAGCUGGACCCUGAUGUGGCAACACUCAAUCUCUUGAUGCGCUCAGUCACAUCGGUCACUUCUAGACACGCCCUCGCUCAGCUUGACCCUUCCUGUUCGUCCCGCCUUCGCCGCAUUCGCAUCCACCAGGGCCCAGGGCCCCACCUCACGAUUACCUCUCCUGGAGACGCGCGAUUAUUAUUAUUAUUAUUAUCACCUUUAUCGUCUUCGCUGCCUUCUUUGUACUGGUCGCUUCUUCGUUUUUCUCUGACAGGGUCUUUUGUGGUUCUGCAGCUAUUAAGCUUUUUAUUCAAGACAAGUCCUUCCCACGACCAACAGCUAGUUGAGAAGGGACAUUGUCAAUUUCCUAUAUCUUCUAUUACGAAAGCUUGCCCCAGGCCUUCCUUGAAACAAACUCCAAUUUCGCCAGCUCUUCCCCGCCGGACGGUCUCACCGCUCUCAUCGCCAGCACGUCUUCACGGAAAGAAGCUUUCUUUCCGACCUUUGCUUGGGGUUUCUCGCUUCAGCACCUCUACCACUUUAACCACUAUCGAUACGAGCCUCAUGGCAUCCGCGGCGCAGGCCAUUCCCGGUGCAGGCGCCAGGCAGGGUUAUGCCAGCCAGGCAGCCAAUGCAGGCAAGCUUAAGCUUGUCAAUCGCUUGGAUGAAAGUCGGAGUCCUUAUGUGAGUGAGGCCCCUGCUGGUGUUGGUCUGCUUAUGUGAGACGAUUGUCCGUCAAGAGCUUUUCCAAUGUAUCGUUAGACACGAUGCGACUUGACAACAUUGAGGCAGCAGAAGACCCUACUUGCGAGUAUGCGGAAAUGCUGGCCUAUUGUCUGACUGCUUCGACUGAAGCGUGGCACGCAUCAAGAGAGCUUCAAUGGUCUGGGUCGAAGCUGUCGCGUGCCCCGGUCGGAGUUGGCUCCGCUAACAAUCUUUCGAAUUUAAGCAAUAAUUAUUGCAAUCAAUUGGCUGACUGCAUAUGGGACAAACCCAGGUCCGUGGACAUAUGAACA
Molecule: messenger RNA, 1035 nt
Organism: Xylona heveae TC161
Lineage: Eukaryota; Fungi; Ascomycota; Xylonomycetes; Xylonales; Xylonaceae
Exons: 1
Coding region: 77-742 (221 amino acids)
Source: RefSeq, a predicted model, not a curated record